Symbiodinium sp. CCMP2456 is the source of this 1074-nucleotide messenger RNA. NCBI's taxonomy places the organism in Eukaryota, Dinophyceae, Suessiales, Symbiodiniaceae. The record is from the annotation of a GenBank genome assembly.
GCGUUGCCGCAGAUCAGUGAGACGAAGGUCGGCCUGCUGCACGUGUUCAUCCAGCACACCUCGGCGAGCCUGACGCUCAACGAGAACGCCGACCCGGACGUGCGACACGACCUUGAACAAGCGUUCAACCACCUCGCGCCCGAGUCGUUCCCGCACACGCACACCUGCGAGGGGCCCGACGACAUGCCGGCCCACGUGAAGGCGUCGCUGCUGGGCGCCAGCCUGUCGAUCCCCGUGUGUGAUGGGCGACUCGCGCUGGGGACUUGGCAAGGGAUCACGUUGUGUGAACACCGCAACCAUGCCGGCGGCCGCAGGAACGCACCCCUGAUGUACCGAACUCUCGCUGGCUGCGCCCUGCUCGCCUGUGCUUCGUUGGCGACAGCCCAGGACGGGGCAGGUGACUCCGCCGUCUUCGUCCCCGACAACGCUCUGACACCCAACAGCACGACGGCGGUCGAAGCGUCGGGUGACAAUGAAUUGCCGAUCGCGACCACGCCCUCCGAAGCGAACGGCUGGACGAAGCUGUUCAACGGCAAGGACCUCACCGGCUGGACCGCCAGCGAGAACAAGGACACCUUCAAGGUCGAGGAUGGCCUGAUCGUCGUGCACGGCGAUCGCUCGCACCUCUUCUACACCGGCGACGUCAACGACGGAGAGUUCAAGGACUUCGAGCUGUGGGUCGAGGUGCAGACCGAGCCGCAAGCCAACUCGGGCGUCUACUUCCACACCGAGUACCAAGAGACCGACUGGCCGAUGAAGGGCUACGAGGUGCAGGUCAACCAGUCGCACGGCGACCCGCGCAAGACGGGCGGCCUCUACGGCAUCGUUGACGUGAUGGACGUGUCACCCGUCGAGGACGGCGACUGGUACGUCGAGCACAUCACCGUCAAAGGCAAGCACAUCACGGUGCGCGUCAACGGCAAGGUGACCGUCGAUUACACCGAGCCCGAAGGCGUCGAGCGCGAAGGCCGCAUGGCGGGCCGCAAGAUCGACAAGGGGACGUUCGCCCUUCAGGGCCACGACCCAGGGAGCGUGGUCCGCUUCCGCCAGAUUUGGGUGAAGCCGUUGGACUGA